AUGCAGGCUUCAAGGACACGUAUUGGAAGACAAUUGCUCGCGGGGAGUAGGAGGAGGACGGCGAGAGAGCCGUAUAGGUGCUUUUCCUGCGCUGUCAGACAGGCUCAGCAACAUACGCCACCUCCACCUCCACCGCCGCCAAAAGCCCCGCGAGAUGCGCAAGGAACCACGCAUUUCGGCUUCGAAACCGUCGCCGAAGCAUUGAAGGAACAAAGAGUCGGCGCAGUGUUCUCCUCCGUCGCCUCCUCCUACGACUCGAUGAACGACUUCAUGUCCCUCGGCAUCCACCGGUUGUGGAAAGACCAUUUCGUGCGCAACCUCAAUCCCGGCCGGAACCCCCUCACCUCCCCAUCCUCUGCAGCUUCUGACAAGGGCUGGAAUAUCCUCGACAUCGCCGGCGGCACCGGCGACAUUGCAUUCCGCAUGCUGGACCACGCAUCGGCCAUGAAUCACGACGCACACACGCGCGUUACCGUCGCGGACAUCAAUCCAGACAUGUUGGCCGAGGGCAAGAAGCGCAGUCUGCACACGCCGUAUGCGCGCAGUCCGCGACUCAGGUUCGUCGAGGCGAAUGCGGAGAAAUUGGACAUGAUACCGGAUGCAAGUAUCGACCUAUAUACAGUAGCGUUCGGCAUCCGCAACUUCACGCACAAGGAAGCCGCGCUCAAGGAAGCGUUUCGCGUCCUGAAACCAGGCGGCGUCUUUGCGUGUCUCGAGUUCAGCAAAGUCAACAACCCGCUCUUCGACGCUGUGUAUCAGCGCUGGAGCUUCGGCGCGAUUCCGCUGAUUGGCCAGCUGGUGGCGGGCGAUCGCGAUAGCUAUCAGUAUCUGGUGGAGAGCAUUGCACGAUUUCCGAGCCAGGAGGAGUUUAGGGAUAUGAUUAAAGACGCAGGGUUUGAGGUGCCGGGGAAGGGCUGGGAGGAUUUGACGAAUGGGAUUGCGGCGAUACACAAGGGGGUGAAGCCGGCGUAGAACAUUGUGGGGAGUUGUGUAGUAUAUACUUAGAAUGUAUUUGUACGUCAGAUGCAGUGCCAUAGCAGGCAGUCUUCAAACGUCACAUACAAUCCCACACCCAGAAUGUAUGAAAGUUACAUAUAUAUUCAAA
Molecule: messenger RNA, 1105 nt
Organism: Parastagonospora nodorum SN15
Lineage: Eukaryota; Fungi; Ascomycota; Dothideomycetes; Pleosporales; Phaeosphaeriaceae
Exons: 2
Coding region: 1-972 (323 amino acids)
Biological process (GO): ubiquinone biosynthetic process
Molecular function (GO): methyltransferase activity
Source: RefSeq, a predicted model, not a curated record